CAGAAUUAGGGUUUCAGAGAGAGUGAAAAGCAAGUUCGUCACUUCGUCCACCGUCGAAGCUCUGUAGCUGAAGGAGAAACUAGACGUCGAAGAUGGUGAAAGGAAGACAAGGAGAGAGGGUCCGACUCUACGUCAGGGGAACAAUUCUCGGCUACAAGAGGUCGAAGUCGAACCAGUACCCAAACACUUCUUUACUCCAGAUCGAGGGUGUUAAUUCCAAGGAUGAGGUUUCCUGGUACCAAGGUAAGCGCUUGGCAUACAUCUACAAGGCUAAAGUGAAGAAGAACGGAUCCCACUAUCGUUGCAUCUGGGGCAAGGUUGCUAGGGCUCAUGGUAACAGUGGCAUCGUUAGAGCGAAGUUCAAGUCUAACCUACCACCGAAGUCCAUGGGUGACAGAGUCAGAGUGUUCAUGUAUCCCAGCAACAUUUAAGCAAUGCCUUGCCUAGUUGAAACGAGUGGGUGGGUGUUACAUGAAGGGAUUUAUAUUUUUGUUACAUUUUGUGAGCUAAGAUAGAACCAUUUUCUGUUUCUGAACUGAGUCAUUUUUGCUAUUUAGGCAAUGGUCAUGUAGUUGAACGAGUUUUAAAACCAUUCGUUAUUAACAUUUUCAUGUGUCAAAGUGAUCAAGUGUUUCACUCUUCUCAAGUGGGUUUCCCGUAUACAAACCCUCGUCGUACUUGCGGUCUAAGUUAUUAUGAAGUUGGGGCUAAUGUUCUUAU
Molecule: messenger RNA, 720 nt
Organism: Cucurbita maxima (winter squash)
Lineage: Eukaryota; Viridiplantae; Streptophyta; Magnoliopsida; Cucurbitales; Cucurbitaceae
Product: 60S ribosomal protein L35a-1
Exons: 5
Coding region: 93-431 (112 amino acids)
Biological process (GO): cytoplasmic translation; ribosomal large subunit biogenesis
Cellular component (GO): cytosolic large ribosomal subunit; ribosome
Molecular function (GO): structural constituent of ribosome
Source: RefSeq, a predicted model, not a curated record